CGGACAAUUUAAUGUUUUCAUAAUUUGGACUUCGUUUUCCCAUCGCUGUUUUUGUCGGUCACUGAGGUGACCACUAGUUUUGAAUUUGCACUUUUUUAUAGCUGCAACAAGUGACUCAAAUCAGUUAUUAGUGUUACGUAAUGAAUACCGAUGUAAUCGUCGGAAUUUGUGUUUUGCCACAGGGCGACAACCCCAAAAGCACCGGAACCGAGGAUGGAGAUGCGUUUCCAGUGCUCGAUCUCGAGGAGCUCUUCCAUCCUAUCAACCUAACCUCAAACGUAAAAAUGCAACUUUUGCAGUUUUUGCACAAAAAUACUCACGGAAAUUGAUAAUUUUUAAUUGGUCCAACAGAGUUAAUUAAUCAGUUGGUGUUGUUGCAAAAUUGAAAAAUCAUGAUUGAGUUUACUGAAGAUUGGUUGAUGCAUAAGAGCAUCCUAGGCGAGGGGGCUUACGGAGAAGUUAAACUGAUUGUUAACAAACACACCAAUGAGAAAGUUGCUUGUAAGAUAAUCAACUAUGGGAAACAAGAUAAUGUCCAAGUUAAUAUCAACAAAGAAGUACUCAUACAUAAAAUGUUGAAUCACGAGAACAUAAUUAAGUAUUUUGGACGAAGGAGAGAACCUCUGAGGGAAUAUAUUUACCUAGAGUAUGCCUCCAGAGGCGAACUUUUUCAAAUGAUUGAGCCUGAUAUAGGAAUGUCGUCUUCCUUGGCUCAACUCUACAUGAAACAGCUUUUAAACGGGUUACAGUAUUUGCACAACUUGGGAAUCGUUCACCGCGACAUCAAACCUGAAAAUCUCCUAAUCAAUGAUGAUGGAGUUUUGAAAAUUAGUGACUUUGGAAUGGCAACUUUGUUCAGAUGUAAAGGCAAAGAGCGGCUUUUAGAUCGACGUUGUGGCACUAAGCCUUAUUGCGCCCCCGAAAUUUUAUUAAAGCCUUACAGGGCCCAACCUGCCGAUAUUUGGAGCUGUGGAAUAGUUCUGAUAGCAAUGCUGACGGGAGAAUUGCCUUGGAGUGACACAUUUAGCGAAGAAUUCGUUAAUUAUAAGAAUGAUAGUUAUAUAACAGUCACACCUUGGAGUAAAUUGGGCAAUGCUACGCUUAGUCUAAUUAGAAAAAUCCUAGCAAUUGAUCCAAACAAAAGACUCACGAUUCAGCAGAUUCUGGAGCACUCAUGGAUGAAAUACAACUUUGAUGACCAAAAAAAUGAUGUUGUGGAUGAUUCCAAUUUGAAUCCUGUUAAACGUUUCAAUUCGAUGAUGGAGGCUGAAACUCGUAUUCAUCGCACCAAUCCUAUUGUGAUUUUGUCUCAACCGACUCCAGCAAUACGUCCGCCUUCAAUAAAUCAGCUGGUGACUGAUCUCAGGACAAAUCGUGAACUUGUAUGUUUCUCACAACCCACUCACAACGACGAUAUGCUUCUGAGUUCCCAAAUUCAAUUCAAUGAGACUCCAAUUACCAAAGAUAAUUUUAAUAAUCUAGUUAAGAGAAUGACGAGAUUUUAUGUUACCACUAAUUAUGAAAAAACUUUGGAAGUUUUGUGUUCUGUUUUAGACACUUUUCAUUAUAAUUGGCAAAUUGAUGGAACAGGAGCUAUCACUAUUUCAACUGUUGAUAUAAUGAAAAAUCAACUAAUUUUUAAGACGAACAUAAUCGAAAUACAGGGUAAAAUUCUGGUGGAUUUCCGCCUGUCAAAGGGCUGUGGUAUUGAAUUUAAAAAGAAAUUUAAAAAACUAAAAGAGUGCCUUGACGAUAUUGUUGAAAAAAAUGAAUAAUAAAUUGUAGUUCCUUGUUUGUUUUUGUACUUUUUUAUUAAAUAUUUUCUA
Molecule: messenger RNA, 1826 nt
Organism: Tribolium madens (black flour beetle)
Lineage: Eukaryota; Metazoa; Arthropoda; Insecta; Coleoptera; Tenebrionidae
Gene: grp
Product: serine/threonine-protein kinase grp
Exons: 5
Coding region: 393-1775 (460 amino acids)
Biological process (GO): microtubule cytoskeleton organization; protein phosphorylation; intracellular signal transduction
Cellular component (GO): cytoplasm
Molecular function (GO): ATP binding; tau-protein kinase activity; protein serine/threonine kinase activity
Source: RefSeq, a predicted model, not a curated record